Molecule: messenger RNA, 4593 nt
Organism: Fusarium sp. VM40
Lineage: Eukaryota; Fungi; Ascomycota; Sordariomycetes; Hypocreales; Nectriaceae
Source: the annotation of a GenBank genome assembly
AUGACCUCGCGGACCCCCAUGGGCGCCCACCCGCGGCCGCCUCAGCGUUCCGUGAGCUCAUCGUCGUUACCUGUCCAGCGUCCUCCUCCGCAGCGAUCAUUAUCCCACCAGCAGCAGUUCGCACCCGCAUCACCAGUUCGAAAAGACUCAUCAUUCAUCGAUCUUACCGCCGACGCCGGCGACGCCACUCCUAACCGUUAUAAUACAACACCACGAAGGGGAGGCUCACGUCUCCGACUUGAGCUAUCCCAUAAUGCUUCUGCCGGUUCUUUACCGACGACCGAAUCGCCACAAUCGCUUACUCCAUCGCGAAUGCCAAACUCCGACCCCUUUCAAGCGAUGACCGGCAGUCCAGCCGCUAGCGGCAGCGCAAGCUCUACCAUGAUGCCGAUGCCUACACGCAGGCCCGUAACAUCGCAGCCCAGAUCCGCUCCCCGAAUCACGACGACAGCGCCCGCGCCGGCAAAGAAGGACGCACGACCAAAACCGUAUACUGUCGAGAUCCCAUCUCUUGCGCCCCGAUACUUUUCAGCCAACCGAGCCGAGACGACUGUUCGAAACCCCAUCGAUCCUUUUAGUAAAGGUCUCAACUCUGGAUACGCCGAUUUCUUUCCUUGGCAUGGGCAGCAUCACGAAGACGAGUGGAGCAGCGAAGCCAUCACUAAGGGAACAUGGGACAAGGUGAACUUGAACGUCCCGGAAACUUCAUCCGCCAAGCUCGCUAUCUUCCCAGCCUUAAAGCAAAAGACAGGCUUAAAUGCUCUUUCGACUAUUUUUAUGGGCGUGUUGAAUCAGCGCAGACAUCGAGGUCAAAUCACAGCGCCUUCAACGUUCAAGCCACCGCCACGAGUCACACUUACCGAUACAAAAAGAGAGGUUUGGCUCAAGGACCUUGCUAAUCCAGCGAUAUCCCUAAGACGUCUCAGUCGAACUAUUCCUCAUGGUAUCCGAGGUAGAACAUUACUAGAUCAGUGCUUGAACAAAAACGUUCCCGCUGAGCGAGCUGUUUGGUUGGCGAAGUGCGUUGGCGCCAAUGAAAUAAGAGGGUUGAAGAGAAAGGGGGUUAACGGCGCCUUUGUCAUGGGUGGUGAACUGAAAUGGGCUCGCGAUUGGACUGUUUUUGUCGAGCAGUUUGUCGACGCCGUCGUUGCUGGGUUUGCUGAGAACGAUUGGAGAAACCGAGUUACAUAUGCUAUUCGUUUAGCAUCGAACCUCUAUUCCGAGCAGUUAUUAGAUCGAGAUCAUUACCUUGACUGGAUUGUAUCUGGCAUCGAGAACAGCCUCCAGUCACGAAUUCCUAUGUGGCUGCUAAUAGCUCAGAUUUACUGGAAAGACCUUCUCAGAUCACGCAAGUACGGGCGUCGGCUUGUUUUUGCCCUGCUCAGCCAUUUGCAUGUGAUCUUCAACGACCCUGACCAGGAUAUUCUUGUUCAGCUCUCUAAUAAACUAUCAACACUCCUCGGGACAUUGGUUCUGGCCAACCCGGAAAGCUUUAUCAACCCAGGCGCCUGGCCUCGAUACAAAGACACGCUACACGUGUCUUUGCGUUCGGAUCAUGAACCAACCCGAAAAGCAUUACAUACGAUCCACUCACGAAACUCCCGGUUGGUCGUGUCUAGCACUGCUUCUCCUCCUGCUGGCCGAAGUCAGCUAGUAAAGCUGCUUGAUGCUUCUCUAAAGGAAUGUAACGGCCAUCAUCUGGCGGCAAAAUGUUGGGAAACAAGCGAGAAUAAGCCUUUAAUAAUGAAGACCGUCGUUGAGUGGGCAACUUCGUUCCAUCGUCCAGGUUUAGCAAAGGUUUAUGCGGCGGCCCGUUUGAUUCGACAAUGGAGUCAAUUUCGUGUAAACCCCACAACGCCCAUUCUCGAGACCAUCGACACUAUCGCCAAUCAGGAUAACACACGGAAGAACCUCGUCUAUCAUCUUGUUACGGAACUUGUUAGGACCGGUCAUUUUUCUGUCUCCCAAUACAUGCAAUGGACUAUUGCUCGAGGUGGCUAUCACGACGAAGCAGAAAUCGAUCCUGUUUUCGGUCCCUGCUCCAGUAGACUCUUGGUUGAGCUACCACUUCACGCUUUGUCCGAGAAGAAGAGGGCCGAAAGAGGGAACCUGCUCAGACGAGCUGGCAACUACUCUAUCAUUGAGGAAGAGCAGGAUAUUGUCAAUGCAAUCAAGUAUGUUAGACAUACUGUGGGUCUUCCUUUGCCGCCAGGCGACCCAUUAUCCGAACGAAAACCCAUGUCCCUCAAGAAGCUACUUCAACGGAUAGGUAGCAGCAGCAGUGCUCUUAGGAGCAGCAUUGGUGCACAUCUGCGCGAUGUGCUUACUGGGCAGCUCACUUCCAAGAAUCACGCCACUCUACCUCUGAGCAUGUACAACUCCAUCCGAUCCAUUAUGGAGACAGCCGAAGAUUACACCAUGUUGUCCGAUGUUCUUGCAGCUUGUACCAAGACCGCCGACUCAGACGUCUUAGCAUCUGUUGCUGAUACUGUCCAUUCAAACUUACAAAUCUUCUCAACUUUGGGUAGUGCAGACGGCCUAUUUAAUAGCCUGGUCGAGCGCCUCAAGCUGAUGAACGAGGAGCAAGGAAUAGUUCCACGACCGUUACUCGCAGCUCUAUCGAGUCUCGCCCAACGCAUGGCUGGCCAUGAAGUCAUCGCCUCCCAACUACGUCAAGAGUUGCUCCAAAGCGACCGCAACAAUGCAAUUGAUGCGUGCUCACCAGUAUCCGACAUUGUGGCAGCCCCUGCUCAACACGCCGAAAACGAGUUGGCGGAGGACGUUGAGAAAACACUAUCCAGUGGAACACGAUUGGAUCCUCCAACAAUGAACAAACUUUUCAGGACGAUAAUCCCCGCGCUCGAGCGAGGUUGGUUGAAGGAAGACGAUACGCGUCGAGUAUUCGCUACAUUACUUGCGAGAAUACGAGUGUUCGAUGCUCACCACUUCGAUAAACUCAUGACAGAUUGGACAAGCCACAUCCGAUCCAUGUCUGGCCGAUCUCCUCUUACCAGUCUAUUCCCACUUCUUGUUAGCACAGGAUGUCUUGCGAUGCCUAUCAUCAUGAGCACCGCCAGCCCGCCAUCCGCCAGUCUUCAGAACUCGCCUUCCGAUCCCCCAACGCGACAGUAUGGCCCAGCGACAUACCUACAGGAGCUUCUGCAGCUUGUGAUCAUGCCACUCCCUGUGGCGACAGGACUUUCAGCAGAAGAAAGAUAUCGGUUCCAUACAGAGCAGAAGUGUGCUAAGUUUGAGCAGUCUAAAGGCCUCUUGAACCUUGUUCGCAAUGCUUUAUUGGAGUAUUCUACCUUGAGGACUCAAGCCAACGGCAUCGAGUUUCCUCUUGAUAACCCUGCAUGCCAAGAGAGCCUACUUGAGACUUUGCGAACUCUUGUGCUAGUGGAUUCCUCCGCCGUGUCGAAUGCUCUGGGCAUCAAGUCUCUUCCUGCUGAAGCCGUGGGUCUCGUGCGCAAAGUGACCACCAAGCUUCUCAUUCCCGGAGAUAGCGGAGAUACUCAGAUCUCGUUUGAUCAUAUUUUGCAGAUCGCCAAUGAGUUAACCCUUCCGUUCUGCCAGCUCAAACUAAAUCUGGACUUGUCUUUGCCGCAGCCUAACUCAAAUGACGGACAAGACCAGGGCUCAUCCCGCUUCGAGAUCUUUGCCAAGGCUAUGGACCGAGCCAUCGAGGCGGGCAACAUCAUGUGGACUAGCCUAUUGCCUUGCUUGAGCGAUGAUAUUACUCAGCACCUCAAGAGUCAGGCUCAAACGGGCUUUCUCGACUUGAUCCCUUCAUUGAAGGCGCCUGAAUUUAUCGACACUGGAUCAAGACAGUCACUUCGCAUGGCCGAGAAUUUACUAGAAGUAGUGGAGGCUAUCAUCUCGGGGCAGGCUCCUCCUAAGAUGGCACAGCUGUCGCUGGGAAUGGUUGAGAAGUUGACAGACCUAUGGGAGAUCAUUGCUGCAGGACCUCAGGAACGCCCGAAUUGCCAUGCCGCAGUACUGCAACACUGGCUGCCUGCAAUGCUUCGCUUUGUGACCCUCCACAGUCUAUCUUCUGAGCCCCCUUCAGCGCCGCUUCCCACCGCAUCGGCGACGCGACCUCCUAUCCCUCCCGUUCACGACAUUCGAGCUCGCAUCAUUCUUGUCCUAUGUGGCCUACUGCUUGAGCUGGAGACCUUGUCGCCCGCUAUAGUUGGCUCGCUCGCCCAGCAGGUCUUUGAUAUUGCGAUUCUGCUGGUGGACGCGCUUCCUGAAGACUUGCGGGCUAACUGUGCCAAGACCAUAUUGUUGACACCAGGUGGACUACCUAAUCAAGGGACCUCAUCUGACCCUCGACUUUACUAUCUCUUUAGUUCACUACCGCCAUCACUGUCAGAUAAUCUCAUGCUCUCCCACCGGGAGAAGGCAGGCACAGCUCAGGGCGCUGUCGCUCGCGGCAUGGGUGCGCAAUAUGGCAUUGGACCACUGGUUCAAGAACGCCUCAGUCCCUUUAUUCUUCGGCGCUGGGAGGUGCUUAGUGAGCCAACCCCCAACGUUGGUGAAAAUGACACAAGCUUGAGCUUAGGUCUCUUCGAGGCCAUCAAGCUUCAGUGA